Molecule: messenger RNA, 5659 nt
Organism: Mytilus trossulus (common blue mussel)
Lineage: Eukaryota; Metazoa; Mollusca; Bivalvia; Mytilida; Mytilidae
Product: protein timeless-like
Exons: 24
Coding region: 236-3076 (946 amino acids)
Biological process (GO): replication fork arrest; DNA repair; DNA replication checkpoint signaling
Cellular component (GO): replication fork protection complex
Molecular function (GO): DNA binding
Source: RefSeq, a predicted model, not a curated record
GAAAUAUAGGGAAUACAAGUGAAAAUAGUUUAUUUGUAAAAGUAGUACAUUACCAAUUUAGUUAAAAAAACUGUUCAGGAUUUAUUUAUUUAUUUAAAAAUGUGGAUUUAUUGUUGACGCAUAAUAUAGUGUUAAUUUUGUGUUUGUGACAGUUUAAUUAUAAAGGUAGUGAGAUUGUAUUUCUUUAUUGUUGACACAUUCAUAAUAUCUAGUAUUGAUAACAACUCCUCAAGAAAUGGUUGUUGGAAUAAAUAAAAGUGCUCAAUAUGAUUGUCAGAAAGCAUUAGAAGCCGAUAACAAUCAAACCAGCAGCAUGGAUUGGAACAGAGGAGGAUCACAUUGUAUCAUGAAUGUUGGGGUUAACAGCAUGUGUAGUAACCUUGGUUACUUAGAAGAUGGGGAAUAUAUCACAUCUGAUGAUUGUGAAGAUACAUUGAUAGAACUUUUAAAGAACCUUCAAGAAGAGAACCCCAUACAGAGAGCAUACAGGAGGCAACUAUGUUUCUCCAGAAUCAUAGAACUGGAUAUCAUUCCAUUGAUAAAGUAUGUCAGAGACCAACCAGAGAUAUUCAGUGCUGCAAUAAGAUUACUUGCCUCACUGAUCCAACCAGUUGAAUGCCUGAUUUUGGGUAUACCUGUUGAUGUUACAUUGCCAUGGGUUCCUGACGUGAAGAGAAUGCUAUUUACUACAAGAAAGCUGUGCAAUGAUAAAGACUUGAUUCAAGCUAUUGUCACAGAGAUUAUGACAGUUAUAACUGAUCAUGAUGGACAACCAAUGCCAGAAGAAACCUGCGACUUUAUCAACAAGUGUCUCCUAGUGUUCAGAAACUUGUUGUACAUACAAAACAUUGAAACCAAUCCUAACCAGGAGAUUAUAGUACUCUAUUUGCUUGAGAGUGGUUUAGGUGAACUUAUAAACCGAAUAGUUACCCUACCCCAAAGAGAAUAUUGGUGUUCUUCAAUCAUACAGUUAGUAUCCCUGAUGUAUACAAGACAGACACUGGAUAUCCUGAAACCCUGUCUGAGCAUUGAUACAUCUGAUGAAGAAAGUUUGUCAGAUUAUGAGGACAGAGAGCAUGACUUUCUUCCAACGACAGCUAUGUGUUACAACGACGAAGAUGAUAAAACUUCUUACACAGCCACAUGUUCAUUGCCGGGAUUAUUUGGCAAAACACUUCAUAUGGACGAAUCUGGUGUGACUGAUCUAGAUACUGGACAGAUUGAGAGUUCAGAGGUUAACGGUGAUCAGAAAAACACAGAGGAGGACAUGCUCACUGAAGAUUUAUCUGAGGAAAAUAAAAUUGAACAUUUAAGGUCACUCCUGUUGCAGUUUACAAAUGAUUUUAUUAUUAACUGUUUUGGAUUUUUGGUACACGACUUGAAGAAUGUUUUGAUCUCAGAUGUGAAGGAUAAUUUAGAUGAAACAUACUUCUUGUGGGCAAUGGCAUUUUUCUUAAAAAUAGCUAGAAAAGAAAAUUUACCAUUUAAAGUCAUAAGGUUGGUUUUGAAGACAGAGUUGUUUGGUUUUCUGACAUAUCAAGGAGUGGUAUUGACAGAACAACUUCUGAUAGCACAGAAAAAGAAAAAUAAUCUCACUAACAAUAUAAGAAGGCUUCAUCUGACUAUUACUGCACUUAAUGAAAUAUUGAAGACUUUGUUAAAGUGUUCAUCAGAUGAAACAUUAGAGGACUAUGACAAGGAAUAUUUAGUGGGAUUACAGAAGGACCUUGCUAAUGUGACGGAGCUUAGAAUGGUGUUUUUCCUACUUAUCAGACAUUAUCAAUCCAAAGAUACAAGUUUGUGUUUCCUAGAGGACUUGAUCAGUACAAAUCAUACAUAUCUAUCAUUGUUAGAUUCCUGGGACAGGAAAGGAUGGGUUAUUGACAGCUUUAACAUGAUGGAGCAUAUUAAAUUAUAUGCAAAUCGUAACAUCAUGCAGUAUUAUGGUACAAUGCUUGAGAACUUUGAGAAUAACCGAUCUGUGGUGAAUCUGUAUGUGUUUACAAUGAUGCACCAUAUAGCUGGAGACUGUGAGAAACCUGAGGUAUUGAUGCAGAUGCCUAUUAUACAAGCUUUGAUGGAAAUUGAUGGUAGCAAAAACUGCAUGACAAAGGAGAUGAAAGACUUGAAGGAGUUUUUGUUAAACAGAUUUGACAAUCUGACCAAAACUGACCCAUAUGCAGCUGCUAUGGAAUUGUAUGGUAUUCAGGAAAAUAAAGAUCAAAUUAUGGAAGAAAGUGUUGAAGAUACCAGUGGACCAACAGAUUCUGCCGAGGUGGAUGAUAUGUUGUUUGCAUUAUAUACAGAAUUACAGAACACCAGAGACAUGGUUGAUACAAUGGUAGACAGAUUUGCUGAUAUAGGAAUCACCAUCAAUGCACAACAGGUUUGGUCCAGACUUUAUGACAAUGGUUUGAUAGAUGAUACUGAAUACUUUGCAAAUAAGAAAUUAGUGACCGUCAAAGAUGAAAUAGAGAGUAAACUGUUGGACAGUGAAGAUAAGGAUGUGAUACAGUGGUGUGUUAAUGCUCUUAAAGAGAAAAAACAGGACGAGAAUCUCAAAUGGAUCCAAACAUUACUAUGUGAAACUGCAUACGUUAGACUUGGGAAACAGUGUGAAAGAAAUCUUCAUUGUCAAGAACCAGUGACAAUGUUUCAUGUUGUAAAAGGAAGUUCUGUUCCCUUGGUGAUAUAUAAAGAGGAACAAGAGCCAAUAUUACAUGAUGAACACUUUACUGUACUCUUACACUACCUUGGAUUUCAUACACCACAGGAUGUUGACAUGAUAUUCCCCAGAAUUCCAAGUUUCUGGACAUCAGAGCAGCUAAUUCAACAAGCAGAAAAACUGGGACCAAUUAGUUCAGAUAUUCUAAAGUUUGAUCCAACAUCUGUGAAAUAUGAAGAUGAACAGUUUACAUUCUCUACCAGACAGAACGAAACCAUAUACAGUAAUUCCAAAGAGAUAUCAGUACACCGUCCAAUGACAGGUGGAGGAGACAACAACAUCUUCUGGCUCAAACAGAUUCAACAGUACAACCAAACCAAGCAAAGGACAACUUCAAACUAUGGUGAAUGAGAGAUACCACACAACGACUUAUUGGAGGAGAACUAUAUGAUGUAACCUUAAGCUGAUAAUAAAGAUCAGUUACUAAGUGUUGUGCAAUGUGAACUUUUUCUUCUUUUGACAAUCAUGGCAAUGGAGGCAUUAUCCAUUUGUAUAUUCUGACAACGCAGGAAAAUGUUAAAAUGAUGUACUGGCAGUAUCAAGUGUUCAAGACAAAGAAAAUGAAAAAUACAAUUUGUAAACAAACUGAAUCAAAUAAUUAUCAUCAUGUUGUUAAUUUUAUUUUUCACUGUAGUGAAUUUAGCAUUUAAAUGUUACCUUAUGUUUAUUUAUGAUUGUUAGAGAAAGCAAUUGCUACUUCAAUCUUUCUAUGUGUGAUCAUUUGACUGGAACUCAGGAGUACAAUGUAAUUGUUUUAACCAUUGAUGUAGUUAGGCUAGAAUUAACCAGAUAUUUGUUGUCAAGUGGAGUAAUAUAUAUAAAAAAGAUUUUAAUCAGGAAAACUAAAGUACAGGCUAAAAUUGCUCAAGUCUUUAUAAUUAAAUGUUUUAAUUCGAGUAAUAUAGUUGUAAAAGAUUAGUUCUUUGUUGUUUGCUUAAAACUUAGUAGCCAAAUUAAAUAACAUGAAUAUUGAUGAGGAUUUUCUAAAAAGUCCAUUUACUCUUCACAUGAUAAUAUGAGAUAUGAGUAGUAAAAAAUAUGACACCUGUGAUGGAAAUGUGAUUUAAUAGUAAUUUUAAGAACUAGAUCUAACUCCUCUUGCAGAUCCUAUUCCAUCAGUAUGUUUUAUGAGAUGAUUAUGAAGGGAAUUGAGACAGGAAAAUAGAAAAUCUGGUUUGAAACAAAAAUUUGAUGGGUGCUAUAUGCUAUGAACUAAGACAUAUUCAUGACAAUAGGAAUUAUCUUCACGAUGGUCUUGAAAAAAAUUAAACAAUUACUGACAAAAUUAAGUAUUUCUGAAAUAAGUUUCUGCAUAUUUUGUAAUUUCUUAUCAAAAUUUAAAAGUCUAAACAUUGUGAUAUUUAUACAUUCCUGACAUUUCAUCUCUUUUGGAAUUUUCCCUCCCCGGACUGCAGUACAGAGGACAUAUAAUUACUGGGCACCAUCUGUUUGUCUGUGUUAACAUCUGAGAGAUUCAUAAUUACUUUUUCACAUUUUGAGUUCAAGGGGCCAUAAAAUAACCCUUUCUUUUAAUUUUAGUCAGAUUUUUUUAGCAUAUGUUUUAACAAUACUUUUUUAUGUGAUCACAUGUUGAUAAGUUAAUUUUAUUUUUUAUACUGUAGAACUUUUACUUUUUUAAAAGUAUAUUAAGAUUUCAACAGAGUUUCAACCGAUUAUUUUUUUUAACCUUACUUGUACUAGUGCAAUAUUUACUUAUAUAUAUAUAAAAGGUAUUCUUAAGAAAAAAAUCAGGUUUAUUCAAUUUCAUAUUCGAACAAUUCAUAUUUUACUGUUCAGUUUAUUGAUCGAGUAAAUAAAUGUUUUGCAAACACUGAAUUUUCUCUUGUUUUCUGUAAAGUGGUUAAAUUUCAUGGAUAAUAAUGGAGAUGGGACAAUAAACCCAAAUAUGGCCCUAAAUUUAGUGUAAAUAUUCAAGUUAUCUACAUGAUGAAAUAAUAAAUUUGCCCUGGGAUCACUUUAUUAUGUAAUAGGUGUUCUGGGAUUGAAAACAAAUUUCACACAUUGCUAUAGCAGUAGACAGUUAUGAAACUUUAUUUUCCUUCAUUUGUAUGAACUUAAAAGUUAUUUUGGACUAAACUAGUAAGAUCUUACCAAAAUAACGACCUUUAAAAUAACUAUUAAAGACGCUGAUACAAUUUUGCUGCAGACAAAUAUUUCACCAGGAAAUAUGAACUGACAAGUGCAUGACAUCUUCAUUUUUGUGAAUUAUGUGUAUAUUUUUAUGUAACAAUGUCAUCAAAUGUUUGUAAAUAUUUUCUUAUUCAUAUAUAUAUAUUUCUUAUUUCAUGGAUACCUCUGUAUGAUGAGCAAAUAAGAAGUAGAUCCCAAAAACUAAUAUUUUUGGGGCCAAAUAUGGGCUUAAUAGUCUAUUUUCAAAUGAUCUGACAUUUGACCCUUGAUUUUAUAAUUUUUGACAGGUUACGUUUUCUAUCGUAGGACAUCCUGGUAACCGUCAAGUAAGAGCAACUUAAAAAAGUAAAAUCAAGCGAACUAACUGCCAAUUUUUGGAGAAAAUUGACUGUAUUAUGUUUUCUAUACAAGACAAUAUUAUCAGACGAAAAACAGUAAACAUUCCACCCAAAUUGCACAAUUACAUGUUUGAUUUUACUUUUUCCAGUUACUUUUACUUAACCAAGUAUUAGGAUGUCUAACCACAUAGAAGGUGUCGAAAUAUGAAAAUCCUGUGUCAUAAGUGGGUUAUUUGAAAAUGGUCUAAUACUCUGCUCCUAUGGUAAUAUUUUUGACCAAACCAAACCUGUUCAUAGGGAUUUGUCUUCUUGCUAUUUUAUAAUUUAUAACCAAAAGUAGAGAACAUAAACUUGUCUUGAAGAAAAUUUCCCACUUUACAGCAUACCCGAGAUGUUUACUGUUGAUAUUUGUUGUAAUUAAAACUAAUAAAUAUAUUACUAAUAA